This is a messenger RNA of Abrus precatorius (Indian licorice), 1719 nucleotides long. RefSeq lists its product as uncharacterized. The record is from RefSeq and is a predicted model, not a curated record. NCBI's taxonomy places the organism in Eukaryota, Viridiplantae, Streptophyta, Magnoliopsida, Fabales, Fabaceae.
AGAAAACAAAUUUAUAGUUUUGUUGGAAAUAUUUAGUUUUGUUUUUACAAGGUGUGAGGAUAGUAUUAUCAUCUGAUUUGUAAAUCUAGGGUUUUGAUAGUGAGGAAUUGAUAUGAUGAAGGUGUGUGAGGUUGUUUUGUUGAAUUGUUUGUGGGAUGGCAACAUUGAACCAAGAAGGAAUAGAACUCAUGAAGGAGAUGAAGUAAAAUGGGUGAUUCUUCUCUUUUCACUUGUCUGUCAAUGGAGAAUCAUCACCCAUCCACGCUCUUGUCCAUGGAUUCAAGUGCAUCAUCACAUGAGGAACUCAAUUUGGGGAUGAACCCGCAAAUCAUCCUUUCACUUCCCCCUGAUAUUAAUUUGCCUCUCUCAACAGAGCAAAGCCCUCCUCCACAACCAUGGAACUUAGAUUCAUGUGAGAUUUUAGAUGUUGGUCUUGGUACUCAAGGAUAUGAGACUGGGACUUUUCUCAAUCUUCCAAAAGUUGUCAGGAAAUGUUCUAAGCGAGUUGAUAGCAUAUGGGGUGCUUGGUUUUUCUUCAGGUUUUACUUUAAGCCUGUGUUGCAUGAAAAGUCUAGGGACAAGGACAGUGAUGGUGUUUCAGGGUUUGAUAAGUCUGAUAUUAAGCUUGAUGUUUUCAUGGUCCAACAUGACAUGGAAAACAUGUACAUGUGGGUUUUCAAGGAGAGGCCGGAAAAUGCAUUGGGUAAGAUGCAGCUAAGGAGUUACAUGAAUGGGCACUCUCGCCACGGGGAGCGCCCAUUUCCAUUUAGUGUCGAGAAGGGUUUUGUUAGAUCCCACAGGAUGCAACGGAAGCAUUAUAGAGGGCUUUCAAACCCCCAAUGUGUGCAUGGCAUUGAGGUUGUUCCAUUACCCAAUCUAAUUGGUCUUGAUAAGGAUGAGCAGAUAAGGUGGAUGGAACUCACUGGGCGAGGUUUGAAUUUCACAAUCCCUCCUGAAGCAAGUGAUUUCAGUUCAUGGAGAAAUCUUUCCAACACGGAAUGAAAAUUUGAGCUUGACAGACCGCCUCACCCUAUCAAGAGUGCUACUAAUCCUCAUCCUAAGAAACUGCUUCAUGGAUCUGGUUUGAAUUUGUCAACACAUCCGUCAAACCAUAGUAAUGGUGAUGACAUUGAUCUUUCUCCUAUAAAUGGCAAAAAGAGGAAGGAUUUUUUUCUUUAUGGGAACGACGAAGAUUGUUACUUGGCCGUAAAUCCUCCAUCUGACCAUCUAGAUAUAGAGAUGCAACCAAGUCAGCAUCACUGGUUGAAUGACUUUAGUGGGUUGAUGAAGAAUGUUUGUGGGCCUGUUACUGCUGCAAAAACAAUUUAUGAGGAUGAAAAAAGUUACAUGAUUGUUAUCAGUCUGCCAUGUGUGGAUCUUUCAAGUGUGAAAGUUUCUUGGAGGAAUACUCUCACUAAUGGUAUCAUAAAGAUUUCUUGUGUGAGCACAUCUGGGAAGCCAUUCAUCAAGCGACAUGAUAGGACAUUCAAGCUUACUGAUUCUUCGCCAGAGCACGGCCCACCUGGUGAGUUUGUUCGUGAAAUCCCUCUCUCAACUCGAAUUCCUGAAGAUGCCAACAUAGAAGCAUACUGUGACGGAGCAGGAUCGGUGCUUGAGAUCAUGGUGCCAAAACUAAUUGCUGGAUCAGAAGAGCAUGAAGUUCGUGUUUGCCUUCGCUCUCAUCUUGGAGGGAAUGAUCUUAUGUUGACUUGAGUCAGG